AUGCAACUCGAAUCCGACUGUGCACUAGUCAUGAAAACCCUCCUGUGCUCCACAUCUGGAAUGAUCUACUGCCAAACCGGUCUUAUCCUCGAACGAACCUUUGCCACAUUUCUCCCUGACUACAAAGGGAAGAAAAGUUUGCUCCUCGGCUGGUCCAUAGCCAUUAUCGUCGUGAUCUUCGGGAUCCUAACCGCCCAGAUUAUUUAUUGGGAUGACCCGUUGCAAGGAGCACUUCUCGCAUGUUUUAUGUUUCCUAAACAGAGUGCUACACGGUCUAUUAUGUAUUUUUAUGUGAUUACUGGGAUUUCUGUAUUCAAUUUGGCGAUGUCGGUGUGGUUGAAUAAGUAUAACAAAAAGUUGGAGUAUCAAAUCCGCUUCAAACUCUGCGCUCGCUACAACAAACAAGAAGUGAUUGAGUCGACUGGAACUAUCUGCUUCUUAACGUUCACCCAAUUUAUAUUUAUGAUUAUUUAUUCGUCAGGAAUCUCUAUUCUGAAAUCCAUCAGAAGUCAGAUUCCAAUAGAGCAAUAUCACAUUUGGGUCGUCGUCUUGUAUACUGUCCCGUUCAUCGCCAUGUCAUUCCCAACACUUUUGAUCUACCGCGUCAGAACUACCAAUGCUUUUCGAACACAACGACUUAUUGGAAUUUCGAGUACACGAGCGACACAAGAGGAUCAUAUUAAUCAGAUAACGACCAUGUGGAAAUAA
Messenger RNA from Caenorhabditis remanei, 708 nucleotides. RefSeq lists its product as uncharacterized. The record is from RefSeq and is a predicted model, not a curated record. The transcript is spliced from 3 exons. Gene Ontology annotation, cellular component: membrane. Gene Ontology annotation, molecular function: G protein-coupled receptor activity; olfactory receptor activity. Gene Ontology annotation, biological process: detection of chemical stimulus involved in sensory perception; sensory perception of chemical stimulus. Lineage: Eukaryota; Metazoa; Nematoda; Chromadorea; Rhabditida; Rhabditidae. Bases 1 to 708 code for a protein of 235 amino acids.